Messenger RNA from Ornithodoros turicata, 2167 nucleotides. Its product is annotated as MFS-type transporter SLC18B1-like. The transcript has 13 exons. The record is from RefSeq and is a predicted model, not a curated record. Gene Ontology annotation, molecular function: transmembrane transporter activity. The coding region runs from base 475 to 1938 and encodes 487 amino acids. Gene Ontology annotation, biological process: transmembrane transport. Lineage: Eukaryota; Metazoa; Arthropoda; Arachnida; Ixodida; Argasidae.
CCAUUCUUGCCAGAGCAACGAAGUUGACCGAACAGCGCCAGACGAAAAUUUUCAUCACAUCUCUUGCUCUGAUACCGUGUCCACAAACAUUGUCCUUGCGGAAGGCGACAGGCCUUCUGGAUAUCCUAUCGUUUUGACUUUGGCUCGCCAAACUCCCAGAAGGGUCCCCGUGACCUUAUCUGGUGUACUUGCAUCUCAACCUUUCCCAACUCUUAUUGGCCGAGGUCCUUGUGUGCACUUGAACUCACAGCAACUGCCCGCAAGCCCAACUUUACAGCCACAGUUGCAACUUGAUGACUUCAAUAACCGGCACGAGAGAGCGGCAAGCUAAGUUGAUUUAACGCAUUGAAGUUCAACGUGUAGCUUUCUUCGCCGCGUUAUCUCAAGACAUGGGAACAUCUUGUGUGAACGGAAUGCGAAGACCGGGUCUAUAACAAGUUUAACUUACAGCUAGUGACGUUGCGAAGUUGCAUAAUGGUUGCCGGGGGCACCCCGUAUUGCAGUGAAGAGUACGAACGGAGUUAUCGCGAAGUUGAAAUCCCGUUUUGCGAAGCGUUAGCCGUAGCUAAUGAAACGGAAGGCCUGUGCAGUGAGAGCACAAAUUUCAAGACUGAGAAUGGCGCAGAGUCGGAACUUCUCAAGAAAGACGCAGGGAAAAAGGAGGGUGUAACAAAUCGACAACGGAUUAUAUUGGUCACCUUAGCAUUUGGACAUUUCUGUGUCGGAGCCAGCAUCUCGUUGCAAGCGCCGUUCUUUCCGCACGAGGCAGAGCGCAAGGGUGCUACACCUACACAAUAUGGAUUUGUGUUCAGCGUCUUCGAGCUCACAAUCUUUUUCGUAGCACCACUAUUUGGAAAGAUUGUGGCUCUCGUUAGACCCAAGUUCAUGCUUAUGACCGGCCUCUUUUGGGUUGGAGCAGCGAGCAUUCUUUUUGGGUCUUUAAUCGCAUGUCCAGCGGGCAAGCCUUUCCUUUACUUGGCAAUAGCGAUACGUGUUGUUGAAGGCUUGGGGACAGCAGCAUUUCAAACAGCAGUCUUCACCAUCGUGGCUGCUGAGUUCCCAACUUCUGUGGCCACAGUCUACUCUAUUCAGCAAACAGUAUUCGGUACCGGAUUGGUAGCUGGACCAACCAUUGGUGGCGCUCUCUACCAGCUUGCCGGAUUUGCACUGCCUUUUGUUGUUAUCGGGGCGUUGAUGCUUAUCAGCGCUAUCAUCAUUUACUACCUUCUGCCACCACCAGAGGAGCUGAUAGACUGCAGUAACAAGACAGGGCAACUGUUGAAAUUCUGGUGCAACAUAGGCGUUCUUCUGAACGCUUACGCCAUUUUCACAACCUUCCUCAUCAUCGGGUUUAACUCCGCAGUAUUGGAGCCUCACUUACGUCAGUUCAACCUCCAACCCGUCGUUCUUGGACUGAUAUUUGUACUCAACGGAUCCGUGUACGCCUCAACUGCCUGGAUAUGGGGAAGACUGGCCGAUAAAACGGUUUGGACAGACCAACUGACUGUAGCCGGCUGUGUUCUUCUGGCUAUUAGCCUCUUGCUUUUUGGUCCUGCUCCUUUCAUUAACAGCGAUACGAAAAUAUGGAUGGUGAUGCUUGGACUUGCCGUGUUUGGCUCCGGCUCUGGUGGUGCCAUUGUGUGCCCAUUCGUUGGGAGUCUGAGAGACACCCUAGCUCGCGGGUUUCCAGAUGAUUUAUCCACAUACGGCCUUGUAUCAUCCCUCUUCACUUCAUCACAUUCGAUGGGGGCCUUUGUGGGACCAACACUUGGUGGAUACUUGUUUGAAUCCUUGGGCUACAGGUGGGGUUCUAUGCUUUUCUUCAUGAACGUGAUUGUGUUGAUAAUUGCCUAUUGCGUGUUCAUGCUCGUGAAGCGAUGCUCGCAGAAAGCACGUGCACCGCUUCUCAAAGGCGUCCAAUGGCGGCGGCAACUGUGACAGAACGCGAGCCGUAGAUUUUAUUAUUUCAGAAUACUCGGUUACCUGCAUUUAUACUACUAACUUUUCACGUCUGCGCAGUGCUUCAUGAUGUACUUCACAACGCAUCAGACACCGCAAUGUAAAGUGUCUUUGUCACCCAGUUGUGUUGUUGUGUGAUUACUUUAUUCCUUUAUUAUGUUUACUUGAAAUCGAAGCGGGGAAAAUAAAUACGAACGAGAAAAACUCU